Phragmites australis (common reed) is the source of this 805-nucleotide messenger RNA. RefSeq names its product CEN-like protein 2. Lineage: Eukaryota; Viridiplantae; Streptophyta; Magnoliopsida; Poales; Poaceae. The record is from RefSeq and is a predicted model, not a curated record. The coding region runs from base 80 to 601 and encodes 173 amino acids. The transcript is spliced from 4 exons.
ACAUCGUUAAGUUUAUUUAGCUUUGCUCCAUUUAAUCAGCACAUACAUUGCGCAAAUAAAGAUACCUGACCCUCCAGCCAUGUCUAGGUCUGUGGAGCCUCUCAUUGUCGGGAGAGUGAUCGGAGAAGUUCUCGACUCCUUUAACCCAUGUGUGAAGAUGACAGUGACCUACAACUCAAACAAGCUUGUCUUCAAUGGCCAUGAGCUCUACCCAUCAGCAGUUCUAUCUAAGCCAAGAGUAGAGGUCCAAGGGGGCGACUUGCGGUCUUUAUUCACAUUGGUUAUGACAGACCCAGAUGUCCCAGGACCGAGUGAUCCGUAUCUACGGGAGCACCUUCACUGGAUUGUGACUGAUAUACCUGGGACAACAGAUGCUUCCUUCGGGCGAGAGGUCAUAAGCUAUGAGAGCCCGAAGCCCAGCAUUGGUAUCCACAGGUUCAUUUUUGUACUCUUCAAGCAGGAUCGCAGGAAGCCUGUAAUUGUGCCAUCCUUCAGGGACCAUUUCAAUACCCGCCAGUUCGCUGAGGAAAAUAACCUUGGUCUCCCAGUUUCUGCUGUAUACUUCAAUGCUCAGAGAGAGACUGCUGCCAGGAGGCGCUGAAAAUUCUGGCUCUCAUUGUCCACGUUAUGAUAAAUAAGGGCCUUCCAAUCUUCUCUCUUCAAGUCAAUGCUCUUAUUCUACAUUACAUGCUCUUAAGUCCUACCCUACAAAUAAACCAGAUGCAUUUUGCAGACUGUAGUAGCAUCAGAUUGUUUUGUAAGUGGCAACAUUAAGAAUCACGAGUGAUUCAUGCUUAUGGUCAAA